AUCUAAGCGCUAUAUUAAAUUACUUUUCGCGUCAAGCGAUAUUUUAACACAUACGAGUAACUGCAAGACAAUGCACUUUGCAACCUUUGUUUGGCAUUUAAGAACUCGUUAGAUAAACGACUAUAAUACAGACUUGAUCGUUCCGCAAUCGAGAAACAAAAAGAAAAACAACAAUACAUAAGUGCAACUGCAGCCACAGCAAAGCUAGCAACAAUAGCUAAAUGCCGGUCACGAUCUAACCAUAAGAUUACCAAAGAUUAGAGUUUGCAAAUUUGUGUUUGCAAAUACAAACGUAUUUGGACCUUGGAGUUAAGUAUACGCUCAGUGUGGCUGCAACAUGUUGCGGUCGCCGCUGCUGCUGCUGCUGCUGGGUCUGGCCCUCUCUGGCCCGCUGCCAUCAGCUGUUGAGUCGGCCCAGAUACUCGGCUUGUUCGGACAUCCGGGCAAGAGUCACUUUGAUUUCUUUCGUCCCCUGUUUGUGGCGUUGGCUGAGCGGGGACACAAUAUCAGCAUGUACAGUUACUUUCCGCUGAAGGAGCCGAUGGCCAACUACACGGAUUACGUCUUUGAGGGCAUGCCGCUGCUGACGGAUUUCGUGGAUCUGAAGAGCAUUGAACAACAAUCUGAUUUCUUAGGAAUACCCAUAAAAAUGGGCAACUUCUUCAUGCUACACGACUGGAGUUUGCGCUCCUGCAAGGUGGCCCUGCACUCGCCCCUGAUCGCAGAGCUGAUCAGGUCGUCGCAGAGCUACGAUGUCAUCAUCUUGGAGCAGUUCGCCAAUGACUGUCUCUCCGCAGUCGCCCAUCUGCUGGGCAAACCCGUGAUUGCCUUGAGUAGCUGUGCCAUCAUGUCUUGGCACUAUCAAACACUGGGCACGCCCCACAUCAACUCGGUCAUGCCCAUGAACUUUCUGCCCCACACCGACCACAUGGGAUUUAUGGAGCGCCUCAAUAACUUUUUCCACUUUCAUAUUGCCAAUGCCCUCCAUAAAUAUAUAACAGAACCUGCAACAGAUGCUUUGAUUAGGGAACGCUUUGGCCCCGGUCUGCCGCCCAUCAACGAGAUUGUGAAGAACACGAGCCUCAUGCUGAUCAAUCAACAUUACUCCCUGUCGGGCUCAACUCCCUAUACAGCUAAUGUCGUGGAGGUUGGCGGUCUGCACGUCGGUCCAGCCAAGCCACUGCCCCAGCACCUGCAAAGUCUCUUGGAUGAGUCCGACUUGGGCGUCAUCUACAUCAGCUGGGGCUCAAUGGUUGAUCCCAGCACUUUACCUGCACCCAAACUGCAGGCGCUACUCGCUACCAUCGCCAAUCUGUAUCGCUAUACAUUCGUGAUGCGCUGGAUAAAGAAAGCCAUGCCCGAGAAUAAGCCUAAGAAUCUAUAUACCUUCGAGUGGCUGCCACAGCGGGAUCUCUUGUGUCAUCCGAAAGUUAAGGCCUUCGUUUCACACAGCGGCCUGCUGGGCACCUCGGAGUCCAUUUACUGUGGCGUUCCAUUGCUCGUAACGCCUUUCUAUGGAGAUCAGUUUCUCAAUGCUGCCGCUGUUGUUCAGCGACGCUUUGGAGUCAUUGUAGAAUUUAAAAACUUCGAUGAGCACCAUCUGAGUCGGGCUAUGAGAACUAUACUGGAUGAUUAUUUUGCUAUGCAAAUGAAACGCGCGACUAUUGCAUUUCGCGAGAGACCCCAAGACCCACUUAAAUUGGCUGUGUGGUGGACGGAGCAUGUGAUCGCCACAAAUGGAGCACCACUCGUACAGAGCGCGGGCAAUAAUAUGAAUUGGUUCGUGUAUAACUCGAUCGAUAUUUACAUCUGCUGUCUGGUAAUCGUAUUACUCUGCAUCGGCGCUGUCUGGAAGUUGUUUAAGCUUUUGAGAUGGCUUUGUGGCAGGCGAAAUGUCGUCAAGCAAAACAAACUGAAAAAACAAUAAAUAUUCCAUUUGGCAUUGGCCCGUGAAAACAGAA
Drosophila navojoa is the source of this 1961-nucleotide messenger RNA. It is a transcript of the gene Ugt36F1, whose product is annotated as UDP-glycosyltransferase family 36 member F1. Gene Ontology annotation, molecular function: UDP-glycosyltransferase activity. The record is from RefSeq and is a predicted model, not a curated record. NCBI's taxonomy places the organism in Eukaryota, Metazoa, Arthropoda, Insecta, Diptera, Drosophilidae.